AAGGAAAUAUUUUCCGUAACAAAAGUGCUUUGGUUAUUUGAUUGGUCGUUACUUCCGCUAUUUAUACAAUCUUUUUACUAUAACACAAAAACCACUUCAUAAAAGUAUUUAGGUUAAAAAAAGUCAAGGAGAUAUAAACUUAAAAUCUCACCAGACGAAGGUUAUCAGUAAUAUUAACUGUUCUAACAAACUUUUAACAUCAUUUUUGUGUUUUGGAUAAAACAGAAAGAUAAACGCAGGAAAAACCAAUUUCGAGGAAACCUAAACUGCCGUGGCGACUGGAUAAAAAUGAAAACAGAAGAAGCAUCUAUAUUUCUUCUACUUCUAGUGAUGUUUACAGCCACCGAAAGGACAUGGAUAGAGAGAAAGAAACAAUGCAAAGAACAAAUGAUUCAUAACCAGAAGGCUCUAAACUGCAGUCAUCAGAACUUACCAUACAUUCCGAAGACUGAAAAUAAUGUUACGUACUUGAUAUUUAGUUACAAUGAUUUAAGAAACGUCUCAUCUGAAACAUUUGAAAAUGUAAGCAAUCCAGACAGUCUGACGGACCUUUUCCUUGAUCAUAACAAUAUUCAGAACAUUUCAAAAACGGCUCUUAGUGCGUUUCAAAAUUUGAAAUACCUAUAUCUGUCCUACAAUCCGAUAUACUAUGAAAAUAUGAAAAAUCUGUUGGGUGAAUUGUCUAAAUUGAAGUUUCUUUCUCAUCUUGGUAUGAGUGGAAUCGCUACCAUAACAAUUCAAAGAGAUUUGUUUUCCUUGGUGAAAGAAAACCAAAUAAAAUUACUAGAAAUUCGAUUUUACAAUAUGAGAACGCUUUGGAUGGAUACUUUCGGAAGGUUUGAUAGUUUAGAAGUUUUCUAUUUAAGUGAUAAUCAUGUUGAAAACAUAAAACUUUCUAAAAAGAAACAUUUGCAUAACUUAUACCUUGAUUUCAAUAAGUUUAAAUCAUUCCCAGACUUUUCAGUUGAUGGAAGUGAAAAGGAUUGCUAUCUCCCCAACCUUGAGCUUCUCAGUGUCAAAGGUAAUGAUAUAACGGAAAUUGGUUUCGAUAAUUUUAAAUGCUUAUUGAAACUGAAAACACUUCAGCUCGAUCGUAAUCCUAUAAAAGUAUUACAAAAUAACUUCUUACUGAAACUACCAAAACUUGAAUUACUGAGGCUUAGAUUUUUACACGCAGACAGACUAACAGUCGAGCCAUUAGCCUUCAAAUCAUCUUCACUUAGAUGUUUACAAUUAAGAUUCGAUAGUCCUGCUAAAGAUUUGUUCAUAUCCUUCAAUGACACAUUUAGAGUUGUGCCAAAUUUGAGAAAUUUAUCAUUAGGACUUAUUAGUUUGCAGCAAUUAACUAACCAGCAAUUCUCAUCAUUGUUUUCACCACUCGAUAAGAUUAGGUUUUUUGAGUGUUUUGGAUGUCAGAUUUCGCAGGAUCCGAAAGUCAUCUUAACUCAUUUUAAACAUGUAGUUUAUCUAAAUCUUCAUUCAAGUCAAGUUACACGGUUAACUGAUGAAACAUUUAAAGAAAACAAGCAUUUGAGAUAUCUCGAUUUAAGAUAUAAUGAUAUUGCACAUAUACAAGAGUCGGCCCUACCAAUUUCACUUCUGAAUAACUUACAUUCACUAGAUUUGAGUCAAAAUCCUUUCGUAUGUGACUGUGACCUUGAAUGGCUGAUCAACUGGAUGAAAACAAAACAAUAUAAGAAAGUGAUUCGAAGGUAUCCACAACAAUAUAUAUGUUCUCUUCCAACCGAAAAGUCUAAAUUGCUGCUCUCAGAAGUAUCCUUCACGUAUAAAGAAUGUCAUCCAUGGAGUUCAUGGAUAUGGGCCGCUAUUAUUGCAUUGCCAUGUGUUAUUGUUAUAGGUAUUACCGUACUUAUACUGUAUAGAAAUAGAUGGAAUAUCAAACAUUACAUUUAUUUAUUAAGAAAGAGAAGGAAUUAUCAAAUUAUAGAUGGACAUAACUUUGUGUACGAUGCCUUCAUUGGAUACGAGGUAACGGAUUCGGCGUGGGUACGUCGCAGACUGCUACCUGUCCUUGAAGAAGAAGUUGGGUUGAAAUUGUGUAUUCAUGAGAGGGACUUUCAACCGGGCGCUUUUAUAAACGACAAUAUUGUCACAAAUAUGGACAAAAGUGCGAAAGUCGUUCUUGUUCUAACUAAUGCAUUUGCUCGUAGUGGAUGGUGCAUGUUUGAACUGAAAAUUGCACAUUCCAAACUGAUUGAAGAUGAAACAGAACUGGUGAUCAUUCUUUUAGAGAAAGUUGACGGAAUAAAUAUGAAUCACUCCUUAAAAGUUCUUUUUGAUACGACGACAUACAUAGAGUGGACAGAGGACGUGGUAGGCCAAGAACUGUUCUGGACAAAAUUAAAAAAUGUUUUGAAAAAGUAAAUACCAGUUAUACUGACUGACCUUUUACCUGUUUUAUAAGCAAACUUCAGCUGUAUAUAUUUUGCUAUGGAAAAAAACCAAGUGUAUACAUUCCAAAAUAUAUCAAUUGAAACUGUACUGAUCAAAUGUAGAUUCUAUACCAUGAAGACUGUUGAAAGGCUAAUCUACACUUCUUAUGAAUUAAAAAAAUAUGUAUCCUA
This is a messenger RNA of Mercenaria mercenaria, 2585 nucleotides long. Its product is annotated as toll-like receptor 2. Lineage: Eukaryota; Metazoa; Mollusca; Bivalvia; Venerida; Veneridae. The transcript has 2 exons. Gene Ontology annotation, cellular component: membrane. Gene Ontology annotation, molecular function: transmembrane signaling receptor activity; protein binding. The record is from RefSeq and is a predicted model, not a curated record. The coding region runs from base 289 to 2385 and encodes 698 amino acids. Gene Ontology annotation, biological process: immune response; toll-like receptor signaling pathway; inflammatory response.